GGCUGUGUCCUCGCGCUUACCUGUGCUCAUCAUAUCGCACAAGUACAGAAUAUUUGUGCACAUCAAGCCCCUCACAGAAGCCCGCGCUGUUGACUCAGUUGUACAAUACUCAAAAAUUAUAGCAUGGAAAAAGUUAAAGACAUAAUUCCUGAUUAUUACGAUGGAGACUUUCUGUGUCCUAAAAGUGGGGCAAAGUUGGCCUCUCUCUUUGGUCUGGACCGAGCAGAGAAUCAGGGAAACGAGUCCUUCCAAUUCACUGCCCCUAAACAGCCAAAAAAGUCCUGCGCCAUCUUAGGCCCGCCUCCUCAGAAGUCCAUCCCUCCUCCAUGUGCUCCAGCUGUGCUGUUUGCUACAGCUGUUCAUGCAUUCAGCUUUGUGAAUGGACAAUAUGUGAAGCAAGGCAAGAUAGGAGCUGCUGUUUUAGGAAACCAUGUCACCAAAGAGUACAAGAUUCUGUUGUACAACAGUAAACAAAAACAGAUCAGUACGGCUCAAAUCCAUCGCAGAUUUGCCCUCACAAUUAAGCCCUGUAACUAUGUCACUUUCUAUGACGACCAGCAACAAAACUGGUCUUUAAUGUUUGACUCGGCAAAGUCCAGGCCUGAAUUCUGUAAGGAGGUGUGCGUGGCCCGGUGGAACAGUGAGGCUUCGUCAGACUCUCUGGUCACUCAGGACCUGGUCCAAGGUGAAGGUCAAGCUGUUGAUGUCGGGGACACAGUGGAGGUGGCCUAUUCUGGAAGGCUUUUACAGAACCAUUCUUUAGGACAGGUAUUUGAUUCCAAUCUGGGCAAAGAAAAGCUGCAGCGAGUAAAGCUCGGAGCAGGCAAAGCUCAGAGGGGAUGGGAGGAAGGGAUGCUUGGCAUGCAGAAAGGAGGUCGACGGCUCCUUAUCGUCCCUCCUAGUAUGGGUCAUGGUUCGAAGGGCGUCCUUCAGCAUGUGCCAGGAAACAGCACUCUGGUGUUUGAUGUUGAGAUUCACAGAGUAAAAUUUUCCAAAGACAGACAAAGUCGGGGAUCAGUUGACACCUUCAGUGCAUCUCCAAGUACACUAGAAGAGAACACCAGCCAAUCGGUCACUGAUACAGAUGUUUCAAAAGUCCAAGCAUCUAAGGGGAAAGUGGAAUCUGUAUCCCUGACAAGUUCAGGUGCUUCCAAAUCCAAGCUAAUCUCCCGUAUAGCCAAGAUGGGUCAACCCAUGCUUCCCUUUCUCACUGGGGCCAUUCCAGCUCAGCCUGACCCCAGUGACUCAGAAACAGAGGAUACAAGUGAAUUGAUUUGUGAUCCCUCUCCUUCACAUUCGCGCUCACCAAAACCUGCACAAAUGCCCUUUAGAUCUCCAUCUUUGUCAUAUUGGCCUGAUGCUCAGAAACAGGAAGCAGUGGUGCCAGAAGCAGAUUUAAACGCUACUCAAGGUUUUCAGGAUCAAAAUUCUUUCAAACAAAAUCCUUGUUUUCCACCACAGCUAGAUUCAUUUGCCUCAGUCUUCCCAUCCCAGCACAUUCCAUACCAGACUCCUGAUAUUACAUCAUUCUUGAUGUCUGAUGCUCGCCAACACAACACAGAAAUUCUACUGGCUAUUGAAAAGCUGGCACGCAGGGUAGACCAGCUUAGCUGCAAGGUGGAUGAGCUGCGAAAAGAGGGUCACUUCUCUUUCAGACACUCGUCUGUGUCCUUAGAGACAAACAUGAUCCUACACAACAUUCAGAGAAUUAUUCAGGAGAGUAUGUGUCUGAAAAAGGAGGUUCUGGAGAAGAGUAGGAACAGUGUAGUGGGGGAACAGAACCACAAAAUAGAGACAAAUAAGAGGUAUAUGGAGCAGCAACACAGCCAGACUUGCCUUCUUCAGGCUGAGCAGGAAAAGGUUCCUAUAUCAGGAGAGUGUGAUUCCUCCACUGCACAAGCACAUCAGCUGCAGCAGGAGGUGCUCAGUCUCCAGCAGAGGGCAGAGAAGCAGAAGUGCAAACAGAUGAGGGACAUCAGACAAAACAUGGAUAAGGAGAUGCAAGAUCUGAGGGCUGAAAAGGAGAAUCUGGAUCAGGUGAAGCGAUUGCUGAAUGAAGUGUUUCAGUCUCUCAGGACAGAGUUUGAUUGCCAGGAGUCUUACAGUGGACACACCGUGCUUGAGAUUCUCCAAAACACCAUCAAGAGUAUCACCAUGGAAUUUCUCUCAGAACCGCAGGAGCUUAAAUCAGGCAUAGAUGAAGAUAAAGCAGAGGAAGAGUACUUGUCAACUGAAUAGUGUUUGCAAAUAAAAAAAUAUGGAGAAGGAAAACAGUGAAAUAGUGGGAAAAGGUCAACAUUAAAAUGAAGCAUUUAUGCUAACAGAACAUCUGUAGAUUAGAACACCUGCA
Messenger RNA from Carassius carassius (crucian carp), 2350 nucleotides. It is a transcript of the gene fkbp15a, whose product is annotated as FKBP prolyl isomerase family member 15a. The record is from RefSeq and is a predicted model, not a curated record. Lineage: Eukaryota; Metazoa; Chordata; Actinopteri; Cypriniformes; Cyprinidae. The coding region runs from base 124 to 2238 and encodes 704 amino acids. Gene Ontology annotation, molecular function: peptidyl-prolyl cis-trans isomerase activity. Gene Ontology annotation, cellular component: growth cone. The transcript has 22 exons.